GAGCGAUUGUUCAGCAGUGUUGGAUGGAUCUUCACAGCGAGAAGCUUGCUAAGCUGCGGGACAAGCUCGAGUUACAAGUGGAGAAGUUACAGAAAAGCAAAAGCACGUUUCGGAGACUCUCUAGCAAUCUUAAAGAGAGAUUUGGCAUUAUUGAAUCGACUAAUGUUGCUUUGGAGAAGAGCCGUGUUCGACAAUUGGAGAACCACUAUUCAGAUACUAUUGGCAAUCACUACUUAGUAUAUAUCGAGCUUACUUCAGAACGCCUUUAUAAACAGGCUUUGGUUAUGAAACAGAUAUGCAAUUUAUUCCCUCUUUCCAAGGUGACGGUAGAGGGAAAUAACAAAUAUGGGAGUGGUGGACAGUAUGAUCAAAUCUGCAAUGCUAUCCUACCACAAGGUCUCAAUCCACUCUCUGUUCCGCCAAAAGAGCUGGCAGCCUCUUUAGGGUACAUGGUGCAGCUUCUGAAUCUUGUUGUCCAUAAGCUCGCAGUGCCUGCACUUCAUAACUUUGGUUUUGGGGGUUCUUGUUCAAGAAUAUGGCAACGAGAUUCGUAUUGGAACUCCCAUCCAUCUUCUCCAAGCGAUGAGUAUCCCCUCUUUGUACCAUCCCAUGAUUACUUCUCAAUUGAAGGAAAAAGUUCCUGGACGGGUAGAGACACAACCAAUUUUGGUGUCACUUCCCUGAAAUCAGAUGGAAGUGUAGAAGAAGAUUACCAUGACCUCGACGUCGUCAACCUUUCCUCCGCCUCUCCUCAAUCUGUUGAAACGUUUAGGAAUGUGCAGAGAGGGAUCGCGCAUAUCAAGCAAAACGUGGCUCACCUAACUGUGUACGGAUACAGUUCCCUGUCUAUGGAAGUUCCUUCUGGAGCCUUGACUUUUGAAACAUUCGCAAAGUUGCUGAACACGCUGUCUUCAAUCAAGGAAGUUCAAUCCGCUCUUUCUCUUGGUUUUUCAAAUUCCAACAAACAAAGACACGAGCCGAACAAAUCAGUGUGGAAUCUGAACUCCUCAAGCUCCAGCACCAUGCUGAACAGCUCUCAUAUUCAGCCAACGUCGUGGAACAACAAAAGCUAUUAUAAUGUUCCAAAUCGAGAUCCCAGCUCUAUUGACGAGUGGAAUUUGGUUGAGUAUCCUCACUUUUCACAUCAAGCUUUAAAGUUCAAUUUUCCCAACAAGUAUUGAACAUCAUCUCAAGGCAAGCCCUGGACCAAACAUAAAUGGUGUCUAUCGUGUUACUCUUGAGACCUUAUGUUGUAAUUAUUAUUAGGAUAAUUGGAUUUGGUUGACCGGUUUAAUUCUGGUUUGCAU
This is a messenger RNA of Raphanus sativus (radish), 1307 nucleotides long. RefSeq lists its product as uncharacterized. The transcript is spliced from 11 exons. Gene Ontology annotation, molecular function: SNARE binding. The record is from RefSeq and is a predicted model, not a curated record. Gene Ontology annotation, cellular component: endosome; lytic vacuole. Gene Ontology annotation, biological process: SNARE complex assembly. Lineage: Eukaryota; Viridiplantae; Streptophyta; Magnoliopsida; Brassicales; Brassicaceae. The coding region runs from base 24 to 1181 and encodes 385 amino acids.